Aquila chrysaetos chrysaetos is the source of this 2562-nucleotide messenger RNA. RefSeq names its product potassium voltage-gated channel subfamily V member 2-like. Lineage: Eukaryota; Metazoa; Chordata; Aves; Accipitriformes; Accipitridae. The record is from RefSeq and is a predicted model, not a curated record. Gene Ontology annotation, cellular component: voltage-gated potassium channel complex; membrane. Bases 278 to 1801 code for a protein of 507 amino acids. Gene Ontology annotation, biological process: protein homooligomerization; potassium ion transmembrane transport. Gene Ontology annotation, molecular function: delayed rectifier potassium channel activity. The transcript is spliced from 2 exons.
UUCAAUCUCAUUAUUGUCUUAAGGAGCGGACACUUAGCUGCCUCCGACUCCUUCGAUGCAAACUGCAAUCUGAUAAGCAAUCAGCUUUGGGAACCUGGCAGGUGCCACAUGGCACCAUGACAUGGCCAGUGCCCCUCAGGCAGCAGCUCACCACUGCUCCUCUGAGCUCAGAGCACUUGUCCCAGUCAGCAUAUGCCUGGUGGGAGCGCUCCCAUGAAGGCAGAGCUGCUGUCCCACAGCCCAUAACGGGAAUCACUGCUUUGGAGGGUCAGGCACGAUGAGGCAGCUGGAGAUGAGACGUGCGAGUCUCUCUGCCAGCCUGAAGAUAGGGGAUCGCCGGGGCUGCUGCCGGACACCGGAGGAAGAGGAAGUCCAUAUCCCGUUUGCGCAGGACAGCCUGGUAAAGCAAUGGAGCUCCAUGCAGAAUGUGACGGACAGAAAUCAGGAGAAAAGCAAGACUCCCAUCCAAAGGAACAAGUACUUGCUCAACAUUAACGUGGGUGGCAAAUUGUUCCAGAUAUCUUACAAGGUAGCAGCCCGGUAUCCCGUCACCAGGCUUGGGAAGCUGGCCAUUUAUACAGACCCUAUGAAGAAGCUGCAGCUCUGCGAUGACUACUCGGUGCAGAAGAAUGAGUACUUCUUUGACAGAGAUCCUUCAAUUUUCCACUACAUCUUCCACUUCUAUUGCAGCGGGGUCCUGUGGGUAAUGGAUGAGAUGUGCCCCAGUAACUUUGUGGAGGAAAUUGAGUACUGGGGAAUCCAUCUGAAAUACUCCCAACGCUGCUGCCGGAUCCUGCUGGAGGAAAAGCAAGAUGAACUCAGUGAGUACCUGAAAAUACAGAAGGAGCUGGAAGCAGAACUGGAGCCCCUGGACUCAGCAGAGCAGUUUGAGGGCAAAUUUCUGGGACGGUUUCGGAAGAUGAUCUGGAACCUUAUUGAGAACCCAUACUCUUCUGUCACAGCCAAGAUCAUUGCUGUCUUGUCGAGCUUCUUUGUGCUUAUCUCCAUCGUGGGCAUGACACUGAGCACAGUGGAAGAGAUGAAACACAAGACAGGGAAGAUAUGGAUGGAGCAGCUGGAGAUGAUCUGUGCCAUCUUCUUCACCUCUGAAUACCUCAUGCGGCUCAUAUCCUCCUCCAGCUUCAAGAACUUCUUGCGGGCAGCGUUUAAUGCUGUAGACCUGGUGGCCAUCCUGCCCUUCUACAUCCAGAUCCUAUUUGAAAAUCUGGACGAAGGAGACACACUUUACCAUGAGGAACUGCACAAGGUGGAGAAUGUGAGCAAGCUGGGCAAAGUCCUCAAACUCAUCAAGCUCAUGAGGAUCUUCCGUAUCCUCAAGCUGGCACGCCACUCCACUGGCCUCCGGGCCUUCGGCUUCACCAUGCGCCAGUGCUACCAGCAGGUUUGCUGCCUCUUCCUCUUCAUUGCCAUGGGGGUCUUCACCUUCUCCGCUCUCAUGCACUCAGUGGAACAUGAUGUCCCAGGCACCAACUUCACCAGUAUCCCCAACGCAUGGUGGUGGGCAGCGGUCAGUCUCUCCACUGUGGGCUACGGAGACACUGUACCCGACACAGUGCUCGGCAGGAUGGUGGCGUUUGCCUGCAUCUCUUUUGGCAUCAUCCUCAACGGCAUGCCCAUCUCCAUCCUCUACAACAAGUUUUCUGACUACUAUGGCAAGCUGAAGGCCCAUGAGAACGAGACCAGCCACUCGCUCAAGCUCUCCAGGAGGUUCCGCCUGAAGGAGCGAGUCCUGCAGAAGCUGUCGGAGUGCUGCAGAGCUGACCCCCGCUAUCACCACUGACCACCAGCCCUUCACCCUCCGGACAACCUCUCCACCGUGAUGCAUCCUGCCCUCCAGCCUGGCUGUCCCUCCAGCAGGUCCUGUCCCCUAGGGAGGCUCCACAACUCUGGCAGCGAGCAGCAAGUCACAGCAGCAUCUGGGGGGAUCUGCUGUUGUACAGGUGCCGCUGCCAGCUCAGGCUGUUCGGAGGGAUGAAAUGUGCCCGUGACUGUGUUGUGACCUUCCUCAAUAUUGCAUGCUGGACGCUGCUGUCUAGCAGAGCAGUCAGUAAAGGACCAGCUAAAGACCGUGCUAUACGGCCAAGGCGGGAUGUCUGUCUGUCAUGGUCUGGGGCAUGAGGCACCCUGAGGACACAGGGAGCGAGCGGUGGGAUGCAUGGGGCUGAGCUCUGUCACCUUCCUGAGGAUGGGCACCCAUGAUGAAGUGAAGCCCAGUGUGACACCUGUGGAGGCACCUGCUCUGGGUUGAGUGGGGGACACACAGAGGCUCCCCCCACCAGGCAGUGGCCCGGGACUCCAUGACUCCUUCCCAGCCGAGCAGACGUUCAGCCCAGGCUGAGUCCAGCAUGGGGAUUUGCGUGAAGGUCCACAGAAAAAACUGCAGCCAUGCAUCCCGCCAACCCACUUUCCUUCCCACUGCCCUGGGGGCAGAGUCCUGGCUCGGGAUGCCGCUGCAGUGGGAACCACAGGCAGCCUGGGGGUGCAGAGCUGGCAGCUAGAGCAUCCCCAGGAACAGGCAUUUAAUAAACCAGGCCAAAACCA